This is a messenger RNA of Andrographis paniculata, 570 nucleotides long. RefSeq names its product B3 domain-containing protein At1g05920-like. The transcript has a single exon. The record is from RefSeq and is a predicted model, not a curated record. Gene Ontology annotation, molecular function: DNA binding. NCBI's taxonomy places the organism in Eukaryota, Viridiplantae, Streptophyta, Magnoliopsida, Lamiales, Acanthaceae. Bases 1 to 570 code for a protein of 189 amino acids.
AUGGAAUUCCAUGUGACGGAUGAAGAUCUGAAAGGAAUCAGCGAAUCUGAAGAUAAGCUUGUUUUCUUCGCAAACGUAUCCGCUCGGGUAAGCGAAAUAGAAGAUGAACGAAAGCGUAUUAGAUUGGAGAAUAACCGAUCGUUCUCCGGCGAGCCGCGGCUCCCCCAAGCGUUCGUCGAUAAGAUUCGAGAAAUUUCGAACGGAGCGGCGUCGGAGGAGGAGAGAUUGGUGAUCGAGAAGACAUUGUUCGCGACGGAUGUGAGCCAUAUCCACAAUAGGGUUUCGAUUCCGGUGAGGAAGGUGAAGAACAGUUUCUUAACCGAGGAAGAGAGUAAUUUCCUUAGGGGAAAGAAUGGCAAGGGGAAACCGAAGUUUCUGGAUGUAAUCGUGAUCGAACCGUCGCUGGAGCAAACGGAGGCGAAGCUUAGCAAUUGGAAUUCAUGCUAUGUGAUCAAGGGGACUUGGAAGAAAAUUGUCCGGAAGAAUGGUCUCAAAUCAGGAACUGUUCUUCAAUUCUGGGCAUUUAGGGUUCAGAAUCAGCUCGGGAUCGCCAUUGUUGAGAGGAUUUAG